UGCAAACAAUAUUACCAUCAGCAGAUUCUUCUUCAUUCCUAGAUGGAUUCUGUUCUGGUAAUUAAGUUUUUAUUGUUGGGUCUAAUCCAUAUGCUUUUCAUCCAUGGAAACAGGUGCUGCUUUGAAGAGGAGAAGGCGGCUCUUCUGGAAUUCAAGACCUUUGUCAAAUCAGAUGGCUACGAUGCAGACCAACUUCUUCCUUCAUGGGUUGAUGACCCUGAGCAUAAGAGUUGUUGUAAAUGGGAGAGGGUCGGUUGCGAUUCCACCACAGGCCAUGUGAUCAAGCUCAACCUCAGCAAUACCAGGCAGUUUGAUGUACCCCCGCCAGAUGCCGCAUAUGACCCCUCAGAUAGCUUGUAUGACCCCAAAAACAGUUGGCAUUUAAACCUCUCGUUGUUUCAAACAUUUAAGGAGUUAAGGAGUCUGAAUUUAUCCUUCAAUGUAAUUUCUAGGAUACAGAACAAAGGUAAGCUUGUUAUGUAAUUUUUCCCUUUAAUUUGCAAUAAUCUAACUGUAGUAACUACUAGCUAGAUUGAGUCACUUUAAGAACUCCCCAAACAAUACAAGCUCUUUAGAAUUUGAUUUUGUCUCUUUUGCUAAUAAGAAAAAAAUGUUUAC
Rubroshorea leprosula is the source of this 618-nucleotide messenger RNA. NCBI's taxonomy places the organism in Eukaryota, Viridiplantae, Streptophyta, Magnoliopsida, Malvales, Dipterocarpaceae. The record is from the annotation of a GenBank genome assembly.